Molecule: messenger RNA, 900 nt
Organism: Trichoplax adhaerens
Lineage: Eukaryota; Metazoa; Placozoa; Uniplacotomia; Trichoplacea; Trichoplacidae
Exons: 2
Molecular function (GO): protein binding
Source: RefSeq, a predicted model, not a curated record
AAGAAAUCGUUGGAAAUGAAAUUAAAAUGGUUAAACGAAAAGGAUGCUCGUCUUGCCGAUAGUUAUCAUCAAAUUGGGCGACUCUACUGGGACUUGUGCAAGUACGAUCAGGCUCUAGAUAUGCAUAACAAGUCACUACAAAUUGGAUUGUCAGUUCUUGGUCACAAUCAUCCCCAUGUUGCAAAGUCAUAUCACAACAUAGGAGUUGUCUAUCAUGACCAAGGCAAGUACGAUCAGGCUCUGGAUAUGUAUGACAAGUCACUGCAAAUUGGAUUGUCAGUCCUAGGCAAGUACGAUCAGGCUCUGGAUAUGUAUUACAAGUCACUGCAAAUUGGAUUGUCCGUCCUUGGUCACAAUCAUCCCGAUGCUGCGCGGUCAUAUGGUAGCAUAGGAGUUGUCUAUUUUGACUUGGGCAAGUACGAUCUGGCUCUGAAUAUGUAUGACAAGUCACUGCAAAUUGGAUUGUCAGUCCUUGGUCACAAUCAUCCCCAUGUUGCGAAGUCAUAUCACAACAUAGGACUUGUCUAUCAUCGCCAAGGCAAGUACGAUCAGGCUCUGGAUAUGUAUGAGAAGUCAAUUGGAUUGUCAGUCCUUGGUCACAAUCAUCCCGAUGUUGCGCGGUCAUAUAACAGCAUAGGAGUUGUCUAUCGUCACCAAGGCAAGUACGAUCAGGCUGUGGAUAUGUAUGGCAAGUCACUGCAAAUUCGAUUGCAAGUCCAUGGCCACAAUCAUCCCGAUGUUGCGUGGCCAUAUAACAACAUAGGAGUUGUCUAUCAUCACCAAGGCAAGUACGAUCAGGCUGCGGAUAUGUAUGACAAGUCACUGCAAAUUCGAUUGUCAGUCCUUGGUCAUAAUCAUCCCCAUGUUGCCAACUCAUAUAACAACAUAGGAGCUGUCUAA